This is a messenger RNA of Formica exsecta, 1706 nucleotides long. RefSeq lists its product as uncharacterized. Gene Ontology annotation, cellular component: plasma membrane. Bases 516 to 1706 code for a protein of 396 amino acids. Gene Ontology annotation, molecular function: odorant binding; olfactory receptor activity. Gene Ontology annotation, biological process: detection of chemical stimulus involved in sensory perception of smell; sensory perception of smell. Lineage: Eukaryota; Metazoa; Arthropoda; Insecta; Hymenoptera; Formicidae. The transcript is spliced from 3 exons. The record is from RefSeq and is a predicted model, not a curated record.
UAUACUCUCGAUUUAUAAAGAAUCAAAUAAAUUUUAUAGAUGUAUAAUCAGAGUAAAUAUAUCGGAAUUUUUCAAUAUCUCUCUUUUACCGGAAAAAAAUAGCAGUUUAAAUUCAUUGUCCAUAAAUAAGAAAUUAGAAAAGAAAGUCUAACUUCUUUGCGAUGUUGACAUAUAAAUAUGUAUGAGUGAUACUUGAUGAGUGAUAUGUAUGAAUGAUACAUCUCUUAUGAAAGAGGCACGCAAUAUUUUAAGAUUUAAAUAUUUUUACAAGAGACAAUAGAUAGAGAAAAAGACUACAAUCAAUAUAAUAUCCGUAUGUCUUAAGGUAGCGGUUUUGUAUAGAUUGCAACAUUCGUAUAUAGCUAAUUUUUUUUCUUCAAGAAAAGAUUGCGAAGGACUACGUAUUCCUUCGCGAAAAGUCAGCGCAGCUGGAGGUGGUCGCACGCGAAUAAAAGAUGCACAAUGUAUAGUGGCAUCUUCGAAAAAAGAGCGGACUUUUGUGCUUAUACAUAUCUAUGACGGAAGUCCUCGGAUUUGGAAUGAUCAUACACGGAGGCACCACCACCAUGACACUGUUGGUGCAUAAAUUGGCCCUAAGCUGCGUUGGCAUUUGGCCUGUGAAGAAGAAGAAUCUCUUUAUGGAUCUCAGAUGGAUCAUUGCCGUAUUUUUGGAAGCGGUGCCAAUGUGCGUUUAUUUUACCGAAAUUUACCUUCAUUGUAACGGCGCAAAAAAGUCCUUUGACUCAGUAACACCCGGCGCCGCCGCCGCGUUAGCCCUCACAAGACUGAUCACGCCUCGUAUCCAUCGAGAGGAAUUACUCGAGAUAAUCACUUCCAUGACGGAUGAUUGGGUGACGCAGAAGGAUAAAAGAGUACGCUCGAUCAUGAAGAAGUACGCGACGAUGUCGACGCGUGUGACGAUACUCACCUUCAUUCUGGUGGGCAUCAUAGUCGGUGUUUACGCUUCUAUGGCGAUAUCGGCGAUCACUGGGAGAAAGCAUAAUAACGAGAUCGAUAAUGCAAACACGAGCCACGAGGACCGGAUUCACGAAUCGUGCGUGUUUCGAAGCGAGUCGUCGCGUCAGGCGUUCAUGAUCGUCCAGGCGAUGCAAAUGUUAAUCACCGGUAUAUCGACCUUCGGUACCACCAGUUUCUUCUUCGGAUUAGCCAUGCAUCUGUGCGCUCAGUUUGACGUUUUGAGCGUCAAGCUGUCCGAAUUCCGGAUCAACAAGGCGUAUCGCGCGAUAGCCGAAGCGGUCCAGAGGCACUGCCAGCUUAUCCGUUUGGCCAACUGUAUGGAGGAAUCGUUCAAUGCAAAUAUUUUGAUGUAUCUGUUCGUUACUACCACUCUCAUGUGUAUAGAUGGCUUCAUGUUAAUCGCGUCAUUACGUCUCGGCAAUCUAGCCAUGAUUAUACAUAGCGCUAGCGUUUUACUUCUCAUGAUGAUCCAAUUGUCAUUUUACACAUUCGCCGGUGACUGCUUGGAGAUGAGAAGCAUCGCGCUGUCAUACGCCACUUAUGACUGCGAUUGGUACGAGCUGCCAGCCAAUGUAGCCAGAGAUUUUCAGAUUAUUCUAAUGCGAGCCAGUAUUCCACAUCAAUUGACGGCCGGAAAGUUUUUGCCCAUGAACAUGAUUACGUUCAAAGAUAUUUUGAAAUCCACAGCGUCAUAUCUCUCAGUCCUGCGUGUCAUGUUAAAUGAAUAA